Armigeres subalbatus is the source of this 4027-nucleotide messenger RNA. RefSeq lists its product as uncharacterized. The record is from RefSeq and is a predicted model, not a curated record. The transcript has 2 exons. Lineage: Eukaryota; Metazoa; Arthropoda; Insecta; Diptera; Culicidae. The coding region runs from base 2597 to 3304 and encodes 235 amino acids.
AAUUAAAAUUAUGUAUAAUAUAUUCUAUCUUGUUUUUUUUUGCAAUCAACAUUUGCAAUUCAUAAUGUUAUCGACUGCGAAUGCAAUAUAAAAAAACUGAUCAAUCCAUCUAGCAAUGAUGAUUCUCUUUUCUUGUAUUACAACAUGUAAGGGGGUCUCCAGUUAGCAGGCUUCGGAAUUCUCACUCAUGUGAAUGAAAACCUGCGAUUAAUCCAUUUAGCGGAGUGUGAUUUUUCAUGGUCCCCCUGUGAGGAAGUAUUCUCACACAACAUUUUUAUCCGGAUAGAAUGGCGGGUGAUAAAUUCGUGAGCGGCUGCUCGCCGGAUAAUUUAAUUUUAAUCCACAAAUUUUCCUUCUCGUCGCCUCAUCAGAUAAAUUUUACAAGCAUAUUUACAAAAAAAUAGGACCGCAACGGGAUUCGAACCCAAAACAAUUUUAAAAUGUUCAGAGCGCCCACUAAACCCACGCCACCACAUGAAUUGAUUGAAAGCGAAAGGAAAAACUGCUGUAUUGAACCUUCUGCUUAUCGUGGCGCAUCGUCAGAUUCAAUCAGCUGGCGAGGCAAAGCAAGCGGCAUUUGAUUUUCGCGAAACAUGGGAAGAAGGAUAACAAUUUUUCGCACCAUCGCUUGUGCCGGAGUUUAUCGCACUGUAAUUUAUCCGGGUAAAAUGCAUGGUGGAGUGAUCAGUUGUCGCGUGAGUGAGUGAGAAAUCCGAACCCUGGCAGUUAGUCUUGCGAGCAAAGGCGUAGGAUUUCCAAUCCGGGAAUUUAGUGAUUCGGUUGCCCGAAAUUUAUAAAAUCAAACUAGGAACGUCAGUUUGAAUCCGAGGUACCUAUUUAGGAUUUUUUUUUUAUGGUUAAUUGGGGCAAUGUACCAUCCACAGGCAAACGUGAAGCGAUUUCACAAACAACUGAAGAGCGUUAUCACUAUAGACACUGUAGAUUCCAUAGACGAGCGGAGGAACCAAAAGUUUUUUUUUGGAAACCAUGAAUACUCAUAAAUUUGGAUGGCAACUCUGAAUUAUGUUCAAGCCUUGAAUCAACUCGUGUAAAUAAACAAGCGAAAAAAAUUGUUGGGGUUGUAUACAAGACACGACCACCGCUCGACGUAAACUACGUUAAACCAAAUAUAGUACACUGAACCGAUUAUUCCGCUCUAUGUAGAAGAAAAGGAACUAUCGCGCCGACACUACUACCCAGUUUUAGCAGCAUCUCCCACUCUGUGAGGGAGUAGGGACCCCACUGUCUAGCGGCUGAGCCAUCCCAUUCAUACACCCCAGUUCAACAAUUGAUAAUACCCUAAAAGUAGGCAAUUACCCAGGAUUGGAACACGCUGCAUAGUAAAUGCAUGAUGCGUAAAAGAACUAAAUUUUUUAAUAGUGUGAUAAGUUUCAAUACUACUGGCAAAUUGGUGGAGAAUUUGCGAAUCGAUUGAUAUAUGAUGAUGAUGAAUUCAUUGAAAGAUAUAGGACCUAUUAAUGUUACAAAUCUAACAUGAUUUCUCGCUUAACUUUUCAAAAGGACCUAAGUAACGUUUUUUUCAUGAUUUAAUUUGAAUAUUGCAAUCAACAGAACAAAAUGAAAGCUUUUGAUUGCAGUACUUAAAUUAAUUCAUGAAAAAAAUGUUACUUAGGUCCUUUCGAAAACUUAAGCGAGAUUUCGUGACGGUCCCCAAUUUUGAAAUUUUCAUUUUACUCCCUGUAUACGAGUCUUCCCCUUAGACGUAGUUUACGUCAAAAACAAAACAUAAUAAAAUGAAGUGCUCGGCGAAGUUUUGUAAAAAUGAAUCAAGGAGCAGUGUCCGUAAUCUUUCUUUUUUUUCGAUUUCCGCGCAAUAAAACGGAUGCUGAUAAGUGGAAACAAUUUUUUGGAUUACCGGCAGAUUUCCAACCGACCGGACAGCACCGAAUUUGCAGCGUAAUUAAACGGCAUAUUUACGUUCGCUUUGAUUUUUAUUUUACCUACAAUUGAAUUACAGUUGCACUUUCGUGAGGACGACGUGUAUAUGGACCCGGAUGUCAAAAUCCGUUCCUUUUUACGAAACGGUUGCUCAAGUAGGUGACACUACGAGGCGAAGAAAAUUUUCAGACUACUUCGAUUCCGAUUCGGAAAAUACGCCACCCUCCGGCACUGCGGCUACUUUUUUGGACCAAGCAGAAUACAUGGAAUAUGAGUUCCUAGAUGAAGCAUUUGUUCAUCCAAAAGGAUUGGGAUUUCGGCUUGAAGCAGAAGCAAAAAGUUUGCCAACGGCAAAUGAUUCAAAAACCAGUUGCAACAGCUGCGAAACGGCCGCUAAGAGAAGGUAGAACGAUAAAAAGUAAUUCGAACGAUAUUGGUUUUAAUUCAAAUGAGAAUUUAUCCAAAUAUUUUUUAAUGCAGAACUAUAGUAGAAGGGUUGCGAACCAAAUUUUCAUGCGGCACGAAAGCUUACACUGAGUGUAAAAAGAGAAAACUCCCAAGUACCCGCACAUUGUGCGAGCAUUUGCAAGGUCUUCGCUUUGACAGUGGUUAUCUAACCGAGAUUCUCAAAUUCCUGCGCCUGAAAAUCAAGGACAUACCAGAAGAUGACCUAGGCUGUGCUUUACUGUUCGAUGAAAUGGCUAUUCAACCUGGAAACAACUUUUGUUCGAACCUCAAAAAGUACGUCGGCAAUGUCACGCUACCAGAACAUACCGGCGUCGCAACACAUGUUCUAGUAUUCAUGCUAACGAAAAAAAAGCACUGGAAGCAGGUUAUUGGAUAUCAUUUAACCGGAGAUUCCAUCAAGAGCGGCUGCCUUAAAAAUAUAAUUUUUGAUUUAAUCCGAAAAGCCGAGGAAAUCGGAUUUCGUGUACACGCUGCCAUCAGUGACUGUGGAGGAAAUAAUAAACGGCUCUGGAACGAUGUUGGUAUCCAACAUACACAAGCAACAGUUAUGUCGAAUAAGCCAAUUCAGCACCCCUGCGACGAGAAUCGCAAAUUAGAAAUCAUGCCGGAUGUAGUACACGUUUGUAAGAGCAUGAUCCAAGGUUGGAUUGCCAACAGAACGAUCCAACUCCCUAACGAUGUAGUUAAACGAAACGAUUUAUCUACACCGAUUGCUGUUAUAAAUCAUCUUACUGAUAUUGUUUCUUUCGAGGGACAUUGUGACCUUAAAAUGGCCUCUGGUUUGACCAAAGAUGACGUCAACUCUACGAAAGCUUUAACAAACUUUGAAAAAAUGAAGGUGCGAAAUUCACAGUCACCACACAGUUGCAGCGGGACUGCGGCUAUUUGCGAAGGAAAGUGGAAGAACCGAUGUGCUGACGACUGCCUUCCUGAUUGAACGCAUGGCGAAAUGGUUUGCGCUUAUGACAUCCCGAACAAGAGGAUUAGGUUUAAGUUUGACCGUUAUUGAUGCUUACGAUAAUGCUGUGCUUGAGCUUCAGGAGUUCUGUUCCCUCGUUUUUGCAUUUAAAGUUGGAUUUAAAGGUAGCUGGAAACCUUGGCAGUCCGCAGUUAUUUUGGCUACAAGCUGUUUUCUUAGAUUGGCAAACUAUUUCUUGCGAAUCAGAAAUUACUGUUUUAUUCUGGGUAGCCGGUUCUCGCAUGAUUGUCUAGAAAAUUUGUUUUCGCAAAUUAGACGUCGACAGCUUCGCCCUUCUGCCGUUCAAGUAAAAGAUAACUUGAGGUUGCUCACUGUCUCCCAAUAUAUGGAAGAUGUUAGCAAUACUUCUUAUACAUGGGAUUCACGAGAAUGGCUCCUCAAUUUUCCAGAUCAUUUGAGAAACUUGAAUGACUUAAGAAGUGAGGCGGUUAAACAAGAUGAACCAAGUUUUUCUCAAUCAAUGGUUCGUGACUUACCCAACAUUGAGGACGACGAUGACACUGGCAUAGAGAUGUGAACUAAUUUAUGCACUCGGUCUUCGGAGCAAAAUGUGGUGUAUUACAUAUUGCGAGAACAGAGAAAACUUCUAAUUUUGCGGAGCAAAGAAGAAGAAGAAGACUGAGUGUCGGAAACUUCAAAUGACAUGCACUGUGCGAAAAGUGUUGAUAUUCCCUGAUAUCA